Andrographis paniculata is the source of this 1533-nucleotide messenger RNA. RefSeq lists its product as uncharacterized. The transcript has a single exon. The record is from RefSeq and is a predicted model, not a curated record. Bases 80 to 1342 code for a protein of 420 amino acids. Gene Ontology annotation, cellular component: cytoplasm. NCBI's taxonomy places the organism in Eukaryota, Viridiplantae, Streptophyta, Magnoliopsida, Lamiales, Acanthaceae.
GCGAACGGUGUUCAUCAAUCGACGACCGACGAAAUCUGAAAUCCCUAACUCUGACUUGUUCCAAUCUGCGGAUCUUACCAUGAAUUUCUUCAGAUCGAUUCUCGCGGACGACGAGGAAUCACCGAAAAGUGGUAAUAGUCAUGAAUCCGGCGGCGAUUCGUCGUCGUCGCCGUCGGCGGCAGCGGCAGCGGCAGAAGGUAAUUCGAACGGCGUCGGCGAUGGUUGGAGUUUCGGAGAUUUGAUCAAGACUUUGAGCGUUCAAUCUGAAUCGGUGAUCGAGACGUACCGUAAGGACCUGAAGGAGUUCGGGCUAGGUCUGAGGAAGGAGAGCGAGAUAUUCCGGGAGACCGCGAGCCGAGCGGUGAAGGAACUCCCGGCGUCGUUGGAGGCCACAGCUUCGGUUGCUCACGGCGCCCUCGACGGAGUGCUGAAAUCGACGGCCGACAUAAUCGCGAAGGAAUCGACGAUUUUUUCGCCGGAGAAGGAGUCUGACACGCCGGAGUCCAACCGGAGCUUCCCCGCCGGCCGGUACAGUUGGUUCGAGGCGCAACUGAGUGCGAUUCAGAAUGAUUUGAGCACUUUCUGCGAAGAACCGGAGAAUGCCGAGGAGUACGGAAAGUGGAAAUUAGGGUUCCAAUUGGAUGAUCACAGGGAAGAAAUUGAUACUUUAAUUGGGGAAAAUGGAGUUCUGGAGAGCCUCCAUGAACAGAUCGUUCCAAAUGAGGUUGAUCAUGGCACAUUUUGGUGCAGAUACUUUUACAGGGUGGAUAAGCUCAAGCAGCAAGAGAAGGUUAGGGCUAACCUUAUGCAGAGGGCAAUUUCAGUCGAGGACGACGACGACGAAUUGACGUGGGAAGUCGAUGACGACGAAGAGAACGACAAUGCCGGCGAUUCCAUUAGCAAUCGGAGCAGUGCAUCAAAAGAAGUGAAGGGAGGAAGCGACGACGGCAAAGUAGACGACAAAGUGAAUGAUAGUUCGGAUUCUUCUUCGACAGAUAAGGAAACGAAGCUCGAAGAAGCUACAGAAGUGAAAAUGGCAGAGGAAGUUGUGAAGCCUGUAGAAGAAACUGUUGAAGAGAAGGGUAGUAAUGAUGAGAAGGUCGUAUCCGGCGACAACAUUCCGGCCGUGUCGAGCGGAGGAGUGGCGGAGGAAGAGGAGGAGGACAUGGGUUGGGAUGAAAUCGGGAACACUGGAAGCGACGAAGACCAAAAGGCUCCUGCUGGUGCCGGCGAUGGAAGUAGAAAUAAGGAUGAGUUGCGAAAACGGUUGGAUGCUAUGGAAGAUGACGACGAGGAUUUGAAUUGGGACAUUGAGGACGAGGAGGUGCAGACAAAAGCUUGAUGUAAUUGGUCGAUUGCAUGGUCGAUCUAUAGUAAGUACAUAAAUUCGACGAAUGGAGUUUAUAUCAUUCUUUCCUUUCUUAUAUAUAUAUAUAGUUGGUUUGUUUUGUUUCUUUCUAUGUCCGAAAUUGAACUUGUUCGUUUGUAUGUUUGGUUUAAUGUGAUUGCUGUUGGGAAUGGUUUGAGUGCUUA